Culicoides brevitarsis is the source of this 1795-nucleotide messenger RNA. RefSeq lists its product as uncharacterized. Gene Ontology annotation, cellular component: nucleus. The transcript is spliced from 3 exons. Gene Ontology annotation, molecular function: transcription corepressor activity; DNA binding. Lineage: Eukaryota; Metazoa; Arthropoda; Insecta; Diptera; Ceratopogonidae. Gene Ontology annotation, biological process: positive regulation of neuron differentiation; negative regulation of Notch signaling pathway. Bases 89 to 1795 code for a protein of 568 amino acids. The record is from RefSeq and is a predicted model, not a curated record.
UACGUCUAUAGACACACGUAACCUUAUAAGAUUACAAAAAAAAAGAAUCUUCGUGAAACAAAAGAGAGUUGAAGACAUCUUCUAAACUAUGGAGGAAAGUCGUUACAAGUUGCCCGAACACAAGCAAGGCAUGACCAUUCAAAUGUUGCAACAGCAGCAGCAGCAACCGGCAACCAUCCAACGCAAACCUGUUUUGCUCAACGGUCAAAUUCCGCAAAUGUUCAAUCAUCAAGGGACCAUCAUGGACAACAUCCCGAAGACAGUGCACACUUUAGUCUCUCACGACUCGACUGGCGUUCAUUUUCAAACUCCCCCAGUGAACUCGCAAUCAACAGUUUUGCAAUUUCAGCAGAAGCCACAAGAUGCCGUAAGUACAACUACAGUUUCAAACUUGUGGCUUCUCGUUGAAUGGGAAGCCGACGGCGAAAACAUUUACCAUGUCAUAAACGCUGCUGAACUCAUCGGAAACAAUUCCGGCACAAUUCAAACUGGGAAAAGUGUUUGGUUCAAAAAUGGCAGUGUCAUCAUCCAAGCAACCAUUGUCCUGAUUUCCGACGAUAAAGUUUAUAUCGAUCGCGAACUGAAUGAUUUGCGAAAAAUGGCUGCCCAAAAUCUCGCUGAUAACAAUAAAAAACGAAUUAACGGAAGAAGCACUUCGACUAACGGAAAUUCUCAAAAAGAUAAAACGAUCGUGCCACGAAGUUCGUCGCAAAUUAAACAAGAUGCGAGAACAGGUUUCAGCAAACCCAUGACGUUCGACCAACAGACCCAAACCGAUACACGACUCAGUGUUGGCAAUGGCGCGAACGCCAACAACGAAGAACUCGUACAAAAGAUGAACGAAAUGAUGUCGAAACAGGAACAAACGUCAAAAAUGUUGGAGAAACUCAUGACCCAGGUGUGGUCGUUGUUCGAUCAAACGUCAGCCAACAACCGAACAGUGAACGAUUUACAAACGCAACUCACACGGAUCGAAGGAAACUUGAAAAUGAACACGAGUGAAGCUGACAUUCUCAUUCCGAAGCCCGUGGAAGAGCAAAAAACUGAAUUUAUCUUUUACGACAACCAAAACGAGUCAAACAUGAGCAAAGCGAAUUCUGAAGGGAACUUGGUGAUUGCGGAAUAUGAACAUGGAGCCAAUGGAGAGUUAAUUAAGAGACCUACAAGUCGCGUUUCGUACACGAAUGACGCCACAAAUCAAUCUGCCUUUUCAACGGAUGGCUCGGAGUUCAUUUUAACCGAAUCUCGGGCGAAUUCAACAGUCAUCACUUUAAACACGAGCAAAAAUACGAGAAAAAGCGAUUCAAAGAGACGCUCAAAUAGCAAUUCCAACAUCAGUAUCAUCAUGGAUGACUGGAAAGAUGAAGAAUCCGACGGAAAUGUCUCAAUUGGACCGAAUCGCACCAAAGUUCCGAGUGGCAUUUAUCACGCCAUUGAUUGGGGAUCUUAUAAAGCUGCAACGCGAAAACUUUUGGUCACUUUGUUCCCGAGAGAAGUCUUGGCGACACAUUCUUUAACGGGAAGACCAUCGCCAGCUUUUCACGAUAGAAAUCGUCCCGCCAAAGAUCGUCUCGAUCAGAAAAUCAUCACCGAUAUCGUGUAUUCAGUGACAAAACAUUGUGACGUGCCAGAAUCACUUGUGCGUACAGCGAUUACGACAAAAUGUGCGGACGAAAACAAAAUGAGUCGUCAGCGACAACAAAAGCGGAAGAUAAAAGACGAGCAUGGCGACAGUCCAUUUGGGAAAGUUCCACAUUAUGACAAGGAGAAUUCCAUUUCGAUGAGCAAUAAUUAG